Messenger RNA from Pleurotus ostreatus (oyster mushroom), 1767 nucleotides. RefSeq lists its product as uncharacterized. Gene Ontology annotation, biological process: transmembrane transport. The coding region runs from base 1 to 1767 and encodes 588 amino acids. The transcript is spliced from 12 exons. Lineage: Eukaryota; Fungi; Basidiomycota; Agaricomycetes; Agaricales; Pleurotaceae. Gene Ontology annotation, molecular function: transmembrane transporter activity. The record is from RefSeq and is a predicted model, not a curated record.
AUGCCAUUUCACGAUGAUGAACGAAGGCGUGAGUCAGAAAAGGCUGGGAUGCUUCAUGUAGAUGUAGACAUCGAAUAUGAAAUCACCCCUCCUCCCCCCAACCCGAAGAAAAUACAACGCACGCCCUUACCGUGGUUCCAGUUCUCCAUCCUCCUCUUCCUUCAGCUCGCGGAACCGCUGACCUCGCAGGUUAUCUAUCCAUUCGUGCCCCAGCUCGUACGAGAAAUCGGCAUCACUGGAGGCGAUGAAUCAAAAACGGGGUACUAUGUCGGUAUAAUGCAAUCUCUGUUCUUCGUAACAGAGGCCAUGACCGUCCUCCACUGGAGCCGGCUUUCAGACCGGAUAGGCCGUAAGCCGGUCAUCCUUUGCGGACUUUUCGGCCUAUCGAUAUCGAUGUAUUGUUUUGGGCUCUCGAAGACGUUUUGGGGGCUUGUGCUUAGCCGGUGCCUGAACGGGGGACUCAACGGGAAUGUUGGUGUCAUGAAAAGCGUCAUAGCCGAGAUGACCGACGAAACGAAUAUUUCUCAGGCGUAUUCGUUUAUGCCGAUCGCCUGGUCCACAGGUUCAACCAUCGGCCCCAUCCUCGGCGGCUCGCUCGCACACCCGGUUACCCGCUUCCCAAAACUCUUCGGAAACUCCAAGUUUUUGGCAGACUACCCGUACUUCCUCCCGUGCUCGAUACCCGCGACGUUCACGAUCGUAGCUUGGGUCAUCACGCUCAUCUUCCUGAAAGAGACGUCGCCAGUAAAGUUCCAACAACGCUCGUUCUUUUCUCGCUGGAGGCGGUUGUCUUCGAAAGCUACUAAUGAAUCCUCCUCCUUCGACGCCUCGCCCGUACUAGACACGCCGGAAGAAUCGCGCCCAGCCGCUCCCGGCGAGGAGAUCCUGCCUAUGAGGAAGCUCCUCACCCGUCGCGUCCUCAUCGCCUCAGGCAACUACGCCAUUCUCGCCUUCGUCGACAUCUCCUUCCGCGCGAUCCAGCCGCUCUUCCUCUCCACCCCCGUCGCGCUCGGGGGCCUCGGCCUCGCGCCCUCCAUGAUCGGGCCCAUCCUCUCCGUCUUCGGCGUCCUCAACGGGCUCAUGCAGGUAUCCUUCUUCGCGUCAAUCCACGAUCGGUGGGGGAGCAAGCGCGUAUUCACAUGCGGCAUCCUGUCGACGCUCCCGGCGUUUGCACUCUUCCCGCUCAUCAAUCACUAUGCGAGGACGGAGGGGCUGUCCAUGCGCGUGUAUUUUCUGGUGUGGUGUCAGAUUGUGAUUUCUAUUGGGGUGUCUAUGUCGUAUGGCGCCAUCUUCAUCCUUAUCUCUGAGGCUGCACCCAACCACCGCUCACUCGGCGCCGUCAAUGGGCUCUCGCAGAUGGCCGUCAGCGUCAUGCGCGCCGUCGGACCGAUCAUCGCCAGCUCGCUGUUUUCGCUCUCGUACGAUUGUGUUGGUGGCAGUGGCGGCGGCGGGGCUUCUGCCGCGCCGGGGAGGCGUGCGGCUGAGGUCGGCUUCGGCGAGUUCGGUGUCAUCGGCGUCGUCUUCAUCGAGUUCGCGUUCACGUUCGCGUUCGGCUUCAGAUUCAGAUUCGACUUGAAAUGCCGAAGCCAUAUCCCCCACGAACGUUCGGACACCGAAGUGGGCGAACCGGAGAAGAACGCCUCUUCCUUGAUCCCCCCCUUCUACGAAUACGAAGGCGUUCGCGUCGGGCCUAUGUUCUCCAUCGUGCUGCAGCUGGCAGAGACGUUAGGAAUGACUUCUUCCGCAACCUACCUGUCCAUCUCGUAG